GUCAGUUGCGCGGUGGUCGCCGUAGCGAGUGUUAUGGUUUGGAGUGUCGUGCUCUACGGAUAUUCUAUUCUCUUCUCUUGCUCUCGUCCUUAAUAUCCGGGAAACUCGUGCGAAUUUAUUUUGAUCGUAAGAGCGAUGGAAACUCGGUGAGAAAGGAUCGCAAUUUCAAACCGUGUCGAUUACGUUGCUUAUUGGAAACGGUGCGAUGCACGCGCGUUGGCAAUGGGACAUUUCGCGAACGGAAUAGGAAACAUAAAAUUUCACCGGAACUCUAGGUUAGUGUCGGAUAAUUCGUCGAGCAAAAGUAUGAACAGGGAGGCGGUGAACGUUGUCGAUCCCCCGAUGACUAAGCAACGUAAACAAGUAUCAUUUUGACAAGAGGAGAGAAAACGAAACGCGCGAACUGAAUUCACUAAGCGUCACGACGUUUGUACGUAAUCAUCUCGAGGAUUCAUUCAGUCGGUAAUACGAUACUUUCAGUCAAACCGGUCGAGUAUCUCGGCUCGAAAUGUUUGAAACGCGGACGAUUUGCCGGUCGGGUGAAGUGUGAUUCUUUAAGUGUAGACUACUUGAAAACACUCAGUGAAACGCGAUAAUAUUGUGCCUCUUCUGCUCGAUUAAAAGGACCGUAUACAGAAGACGAGGCAGACGAGUUCGACGAGUGGUCGUGUUCCGGAAUUCUUAACAACAAACAUUCGAGUCAUUAAGACUACUCACGAUCGAGGAUCAACGAUCGGCGUCGAGAGGCAGCGCCACACAUGCGAGUCAUUCGUAGUAAAUACUGGAGGGCGUACAGAAGCGACCACAACGUGCGUUAAUAAGAGCGGUGGGAGGCGUGUGAUGACCGGGAGGAGACAGAGGAGCGGAAAUACGGGAAGGCAACGGGUUCGCUAAAGAUGCGUGGGCUUGCCGGUCCGCAAGGGCUGAGGAGAUCGGUCUCGCUGUCGUUGGUUUACUACUACUGUCUUCUGGUCCCGGUAUACCACGUGCUCGCCGUGACCAGCGAGCUACCACCCAGGCUCGAUCUGCCCGAGCAUUGUUCCUGGGAGUCGAGACAGGAUGGCGCGGUCACUUGCGUGCAUCGUUACGUCGGCAACGAUUCGCUCAGAACGAACUUUUCUCAAGCUACCAGCGAGUACGUGACCACGGUGAACGUGGUCUGCGAGGAAUCCGAGUCACUGGGAAACGGUGUCCUGAACGUCGACGGGUUCGUACAGUUAUGGAGAUUGCGAUCACUCAGGUUGACUGGAUGCAAGCUGGUACACUGGCCGGCCAAAGUUCUCAGCGGUCUCCGAGAUCUUCGCAAUCUGACGAUCAGAAGCUUGAACGGGCGGAAGAGCAAUUACAGUUUGGAGCUGGAGAACGGCGCGUUCGAUUCGGUCCCGCAGAUCGAGAAGAUUGAUUUAUCGUGGAACAACAUCUGGCAGAUACCGGAACACUUGUUUUGCCCGCUGUCGAACUUGCUUACUCUGAACAUCUCCUGGAACAUGUUGAAGGACAUCGGUGAGCUUAGCUUCAGAGACAUCGAGACGGAGAAACAUCCGAGACGUCAACAGGAAUCCACACCGUCGCCGUAUCCAUGUUCCUUGGACGUGCAGUCGUUGGACGUGUCGAAUAAUCAAAUUUUGGUGCUGCCUGCUUACGGAUUUUCCUCGUUGAAGAGGCUACGAGUAUUGAACUUAUCCAGCAACGCGAUCUCCAUGGUAGCGGACGAGGCAUUGCACGGGCUUAGAUCGUUGGAGACGUUCGAUUUAUCGAGCAACAGAAUCGUCGCGUUGCCGACGGAAAUGUUUCGUGACUCGGCGAAAUCUUUGAAGGAGUUACGAUUGCAGAAUAACUCGAUCAGCGUACUGUCGCCGGGCCUGAUCGCCGACAUGAAUCAGCUGGUAGCGUUGGAUCUGUCGAGGAACGCGUUGACCAGCUCGUGGCUAAACUCCGCUACGUUCUCCGGAUUGAUUCGGCUGGUCCUCUUGAAUCUGUCCCAUAAUCGAAUCAGUCGGUUGGACCCGGCCCUCUUCAAAGACCUUUACACCCUGCAGAUAUUGAAUUUGCAGUACAACGAGAUCGAGACGAUACCGGCGGACACGUUCGCGCCGAUGAGUAAUCUGCACACGCUAGAUCUAGCGUACAAUCGAUUAACUUACCUGGACGCUUACUCUCUGAACGGGCUGUUCGCACUUUCCCUGCUGUCGCUCGAUUCUAAUCAACUCGAAGGUAUUCACCCGGAUGCCUUUCGAAAUUGCUCCAGUAUGCAGGACCUGAAUCUGUCCGGGAACAGUCUGGACAGCAUACCGGUCGCAUUGAAGGACAUGAGAAUGCUCCGUACCCUGGACCUUGGUGAGAAUCAAAUCAGAACCUUGAACAGGCCGGGUUUUCGUGGAAUGUCCAGUCUCUACGGAUUACGAAUGAUCGAGAACGAGAUCACGAACGUCACCGUCGAGGAUUUCGCCGAGCUGCCAGCAUUGCAGAUCCUGAAUUUGGCCAGGAACAAGAUCGAAACGGUGGAGGACGGAGUGUUUUCCGCGAACCCGGCUUUACAGGCGAUUCGUUUGGACUCGAAUUUGUUGCAGGACAUGUCCGGUAUGUUCGCGAGCGCGCCCGGUCUCCUAUGGUUGAACAUGUCCGACAACAUGAUCGCGCAGUUCGAUUACGGUUACUUGCCGGAGAAAUUGCAGUGGAUGGAUCUGCAUAAAAAUCUUAUUAUGGAUCUCGGCGUCGCGCCACAGGGAAUGAGAUUACAGACGCUCGACGUGUCGUUCAACCAGCUAACGAGGAUACACUCGAGGUCGAUACCGGAUUCCAUCGAGCUACUGUUCGUCAACGAUAAUCUGAUACAAACGGUCGAACCGCAAACGUUUUUCGACAAGAAGAAUCUGACCAGGGUCGAUCUUUACGCGAAUCAGAUAGUCAAGAUGAAUCUGUCCGCGCUUCAGUUGACACCGGUCCCAGCUUACCGACAAUUGCCCGAGUUUUAUAUAGGAGGCAAUCCGUUCAUAUGCGACUGCACCACCGAGUGGUUGCAACGAAUCAAUUCGCUGUCGCUGAGGCAACACCCGAGGGUAAUGGAUCUCGAGUCGGUUUAUUGCCGGCUUCCCUACGAUCGACACAAAUCUUACAUACCGUUGCUCGAGGCUAAACCGUCUCAAUUUCUCUGCACGUACAAGGCUCACUGUUUCGCGCUCUGUCAUUGUUGCGACUUCGACGCGUGCGACUGCGAGAUGACCUGCCCGACCAACUGUACUUGCUAUCACGAUCAAUCCUGGUCGGCGAACGUGGUGGAUUGCUCGAACUCCGGCUACAAAACGCUACCCGGUCGAUUGCCGAUGGACGCCACCGAGGUUUACCUCGAUGGAAACAAUUUCGGGGAAUUGAAUUCCCACUCGUUCAUCGGCCGGAAGAACCUGCAGAUCCUGUACGCGAACGAUAGCAACAUCAUCGCUAUACGGAAUCACACUUUCAGCGGUUUGAAGCGUCUGUUGGUCCUUCAUCUGGAGAACAACAAGAUAAGCGUGCUCAACGGUGUAGAAUUGAUGCCGUUGGAGAACCUGAAGGAGCUCUACCUACAAAACAAUCUACUGACUUAUAUAGAUAACCAAACGUUUCUUCCGCUACGUCAGCUGGAAGUGUUACGGCUGGAGAACAAUCGGCUCGGCACUUUCGCCGUUUGGCAACUCGGACAGAAUCCUUAUCUGGUUGACAUCGGUUUGUCGAGCAACCCAUGGAGCUGCGAGUGCUCUUACUUGGAUCGUGUGCGCGAGUGGAUGUCCCGUAACCGAGCAAAGAUCAGCGACUGGCGUAGCGUCACCUGUUCCCUCGGCGUGCCUAUUACUCUUCCGACCAACGGAUCGGUCAUAAAUUGCGCCGCGUUAACCGGCACGACCUCGGUCAUCGAGAGCCGACCGCUCGAGGCUUAUCUGCCGCUACUGCUCGCCACCGCGGUGCUGAUUUUUGCUAUGGUCGCGCUGGUGUGCGGCGCCUUCAGGCAUCGUCGUACGCUCAGGACAUGGGCAGCGAGCAGAUGCGGUUUGAGAGCUUGCUACAAAACUGCCGCGUUCGAGGAUCAGGAGAAACCCUUCGACGCAUACAUCUCCUAUUCGGCUGUCGACGAAGCGUUCGUAUCGACGAUCCUGGUACCAGGUCUGGAGACCUCGUAUCGUUUGUGUUUGCACUACCGGGACCUGGGCGCCGGUAGCAACGUUGCGGAUGCAGUGGCCGAGGCUGCCGAUUCCUCGAGGCGCACCAUCCUCGUACUGUCGAAGAACUUUCUGCACGGCGAGUGGGCCAGGUUCGAGUUUAAAGCGGCGCUUAGGGACGCUCUGAAAGGGAAGGGCCGUUCGGUGAUCCUGCUGCUGGUAGGCGGUGUGUGUCCACGGGAUCUCGACGCCGAUCUCAAAAAGAGAAUCUCCUCGCACACCGUGCUGGUGUGGGGGGACAAGUUGUUUUGGCAGAAGCUAAGGUUCGCCAUGCCAGACGUGUCCCCUGUUCCUGUUUUGGAGAGACCCCUGCCAUUGCCGCCGCCGCCUCCGCCCCCGGCGCAGCAUCAAUGGACGUAGAACUGCCAUUAUUUAGAUGUGAACUGUUGCCAGAAGUAUUAUCGAUUCGCAUUACGCAUGAAGUAAUUGAAAAUCGCAGUGGGCAAAGGAUUCCCGACUGUUGCGCGACGUUUCUCUCUACUUAUUAUCAAGAAGUAUUUCUUACUAUCGCAAUUGUACUCCGUAACACGGUGUUCUCACCUAAAGUAAACGGUUUAUUCGUAUUUUUGAGACUCGUGAUAGCUUCGUAGUGUGCAAAUGUAAUUAGGGCGAUGAACAGCGAUAAACAAACCAAAACAAGAACAAAAACAACAGGAAUAAAUGAGAGCGAAGAAAACGAAAAAAAGUAAAAAAAAACUCACGAAAAAAAAGCAGAAGAAAAAGAAGAAGAAUGAUGAUUAAAUGAAAACCACAUACACAACACAAACACACACAGAGAGCAUACUACCUUUAAUUAACUCGUAAUUGCAACGAAGUAAACAAGUUUUUUCUCUUUCUACUCGAACUCGAAUAGUUUAUUAAAUCCGAUCGAUCGAAUAAUUGUAAGAAUACCUAUCGAUCGAUCGAUUCGGUGAACCUAGAGGGGGUCUAGCGUGUCUCCUCCGAUGAGCGUUCUCUUGUUUCUCGUCGAGCAGGAGAUUUUCAUUGUACAUAGCGAGAGUUUUGUAUAUUUGUAAUAUAGAUAGGGCAUUUUAUUAUAAACAAUAAAGUUAUUUAUAUAUAUUUUAAUCACAA
Molecule: messenger RNA, 5267 nt
Organism: Osmia lignaria (orchard mason bee)
Lineage: Eukaryota; Metazoa; Arthropoda; Insecta; Hymenoptera; Megachilidae
Gene: Toll-6
Product: Toll-like receptor 6
Biological process (GO): signal transduction
Cellular component (GO): plasma membrane
Molecular function (GO): signaling receptor activity; protein binding
Source: RefSeq, a predicted model, not a curated record